AAAAAUGUAUUGCUUGAUAAGAUGAAAUCAUUUCCUGGUGGAAAGUGCAAUGUCUCUAAAAUUGGUACUAUCCUGGAAAACAUGGGUUAUGAGCUGGAAGAUGAGGAAAUUGAAGACCUGCAGAACCACCUGCCAACAACUGAUGAAAAGAAGGUUAAACUGAAUAAGGUCAUGGAAAAUGUAGAGUCAUUUACAGGAACCAAGAUUAAUGCUAAUGAAGUAGAUGAUAUUUUGAAAAACAUGGGGAUAGAACUCACACCUAAGGAACGCUGGAAGCUACUAAAAACUCUGCCAAUUACUUCGGAUGGAAAGGUGUAUCGCAAUCUGUUACUAGAUCGUUUAAAGACUUUCCAAGGAGGGAAGGUCUUUGAAAAUAAACUAGAAACCAUUCUGGAAAAUAUGGACUACAAACUUGGAAAAGAAGAAAUGAAAGAUCUGCGGGACCAUUUGAAAUUUGAUGAGAAUGGAAAGGUUUUAUUGAAUUCUAUGAUCAGGGCAGCCAGUUUAUUUUCUGGUGGUAAAAUUAAUGCCUGUGACACACAACUUUAUCUAGGAAAUGUAGGUAUUGAAUUUACAAAUAAAGAAAACCAAGAUCUACUGGACAUAGUACCAUUGGAUGGUAAGCAUUUCAGACCAUGCAGUCAAUUUCACAGAAUCCUGGGUUUACAGGUUGUACACAUAACAUUCUAGAAGUAUAAUUGUUUAAAGCCCUAUUCAAAAUUAAGAGAAAAUUAAGCAUAGGAAGAGCCAAUUCUAAUAUAAAAAUACUGUCCUUACCAUUUAUGUCUUAAUUUGUGAGAUAAUGUCUUCUUUGGGGUAUUGCUGCUAUGGGAUAAACAAUUCUAAAUGUGAGACUCAGCAUCUAUAACAAGACUAAAGCUAAAGAUAGGAAAAUAUGAUAAAAGAAUUAUAGAAAGGAAGGAAGGUGGACCUCAGAAAAAAAGGAAAGAAAAAAAUCUAUUUCAACAUGUUAGAGUUCCACUAAUAGCACACCAAAUG
Sapajus apella (tufted capuchin) is the source of this 999-nucleotide messenger RNA. RefSeq lists its product as uncharacterized. The record is from RefSeq and is a predicted model, not a curated record. The transcript is spliced from 8 exons. NCBI's taxonomy places the organism in Eukaryota, Metazoa, Chordata, Mammalia, Primates, Cebidae. Bases 22 to 690 code for a protein of 222 amino acids.